GGCUUGCAACCACUAAAGCACAUUUACCAGUAAGGUACAAGUACCGUGUUACUCUCAUCGCCUGUUCUACUACCAACUGCGACGAUCCUCGCUUACCUACCUAGCCACUUCCUGAACACAACACGCAGGCACGUGAGAGGUUUACUUCAGAGUAUCGUUAUCCACCAACACCCUACCGGAAUUAUGCCAAUGCGGCCCACCAGCGAUAAAGAGGUUGACGUGGUCGAUCUAGACCGUCUCUUCGAAGAGUAUGUUCAAACAGACUUGCUCAAUCACUUCGGCGACUGCAACCCCAAACAAUCAAGCUCGGGUGAACCAAAGCAUCUUUUUGACUCAGUUCUGUCGAAUGAGAGCCAGCUUUUUGGCUCUGAGCCUAUACUUGAUCGGGAAACGCAGGCUGCUUGGCACAAGGCUCUCGAAAAGUACGAACAAAACCCAACCCCGUUGCGAGCUGAGGACUCUAUCUCAUCUUCUUACGUUACUUCGUCUACUGGUAAUGAGUCUUUCAGCGAUUCUGAGUUGCUAAACCUUGACGACUUCUUUGAACUAGAAAGGAAGCAAUCGAGGUCCAUCUCUCAGCCUCCUACAACUCGACCCCACACUUCCGGACGAUCUGUUAAAAAGGCUGUAUCGAUCUACAAUCAACUGAGGCACCGUGGUAUCUCAAAGACCUCUAAAAGGUUGCAUGCUUCGACUUUCACAAAGAUGAUGCAAUCCUCUCAACACCAACCUUCAGCUGGCAAUACGUGGACCCGCAAGACGGACAGUCCAACGAAUUCAUUCACAAGAGCCUCAUCGCAUGGCAUUGCUUCGCCCCCGCUAUCAACCAAGGCCAAAAGCAAUGAGUUUUUCGUUCAAGGGCAUUAUCAGACCUAUGCCGAUAACUAUUCUAACCUACCAAACAACGGAUCUGGCUUCCUUAAUUACCAAUUGACGCCUUGCGCAUCGCCAGCAAUUGGAACCCCUAGCAUCAGUGGUAGCGGCUUCGAUAAUGAUACGGGGCUCACCUCUAGCUCUUCCAGUGCGCCAAGUGCGGCUCUCUCAGCCUUGCAGACCCCGCCCUCUUCUCUCCAAUUAUCUAUGACAACGUGGGGCCCUAACACAUCAUCAGCUCUGGAUGUUGGCUUCUCAGCCUCGUGUGAUUCUACCGACGGCACACAAACUACAGACUGGUGGGAUGGGAACGUUUCCACCAGUCACCCUCUCCAUUCGACCAGCUUCAGCCAAAGCAACUCACUAUCCACAAGCCAGAACAUGAGAUCGGAAGGAUUGGGAAUAUCUUGCGGAUCGGCUCCGUACGGCUUUGGCACUAUGCACGAUGGUUUUUCUGCCUCCAGAACCUCGGCUGCAUUUGACAUGGUUAACUAUGGUGUCAUGUACAAUACGCCGUCUCACCAACAGCAACAUCAUCACGCGCAACACCACGUCGCCCCUAUCAGUCAGUCAGUCUCGCGCUCUCCUUCGCCACGCGCCGAAACACGCUUUCACCGGUCGUCGCACGCAUCUAGCCACCGCACCAGCCAGUCGUCAAUGAGACGCAAAUCCAGCAACACUUCCCAGCAAUCCUCGAGGCAGAUGAGCACAAGUAAUGGUGGAGUUGGUUUCGUGAACUUCACGCCAGAUGACAGCCGUAAGAUUCUCACAGGCGUGGCACCCAGCGGAUCCAGCAAAACUAAAGCACGGCGGGAGAAAGAAGCCGCCGACAAGCGACGGAAGCUUAGCCGCGCGGCGGUGAAGGCUGUAAUAGAAGCUGGUGGUGAUAUCGAUAGCUUGAGAAGAUUGGAAAGGGAGGGCGUGCUGGUUAUGGAAGGUUAACGAGGCGAUUUUACAGACUCUCGGUAUUUGUUUGUUUAAGGAUUUCUUCUUUCGCUUCCAGUAUAUGGGGCCAUUGUUUUACAUAUACGAUUAUGACACGUCACGCACUUGUGGCGCGAUGAUAAAUGCAUGAAUGACUACCUUUGAAUUGCUGGUUGCCGUGCGUGACUGGUGUGCACUUCGCUAUGUGAGUAGCUGCUAGCUACUUGUUGCAGCGCGAUGGUCUGAGCUGCCACCCGCUGGCGACCCGUCGGAUGCGA
This is a messenger RNA of Alternaria alternata, 2075 nucleotides long. RefSeq lists its product as hypothetical. Lineage: Eukaryota; Fungi; Ascomycota; Dothideomycetes; Pleosporales; Pleosporaceae. The coding region runs from base 184 to 1815 and encodes 543 amino acids. The transcript has a single exon. The record is from RefSeq and is a predicted model, not a curated record.